Aspergillus affinis is the source of this 843-nucleotide messenger RNA. RefSeq lists its product as uncharacterized. The transcript has a single exon. The record is from RefSeq and is a predicted model, not a curated record. The coding region runs from base 1 to 843 and encodes 280 amino acids. NCBI's taxonomy places the organism in Eukaryota, Fungi, Ascomycota, Eurotiomycetes, Eurotiales, Aspergillaceae.
AUGAACCCCCGUCUCCCUCCUCUCGCCAACAAAACCUCCCUCACCUACAAGCUCACCUCGCUGUCGAAACAAAAACUCGCCCGCGAAGCCACGGCCCCGGACCCAGACAUCCGGCGCUGUCUGGGUCACUUCCGUCUGCACGUGAUGUCGAUGGAGUUGGCGCAGAAGGAGAUGACAACGCGCAUCAACUCGUUCGAGCUGGAGGACGAGAGCGAUGAGGAGGAAGAGGCCGUCGUCGACGAGGUCAAGGAGAUGACCGACAAGGAGGUCGUGGCGGAUCAGCCGCUGCCCGUCUCGAAGAACCAGGACGCGGACCAAAGCGUUGCUGUGGAUGCCGAUGAAGAAGAUAAGGAGGCCCAGGCCCAUUUCCACGUCUCGUUCGAGCAGACCUCGACGCUGCCCUCCUCGACGGCUGGAUCUGCGGAUCUGCUGGAUGAAGUGACGACGACGAUCCCGCCGUCGGGCUGGCCGACACACGAGUCGGAGAUGGCGGCGUCGACGAAUCCGCUGCCGCAUACGCAUUUGCAGACACAAACGAAUGCCUCUGCCAACACGACGCCUGUGAACUCGGACACCGAAUCCGAUGGCGAAGGCGAGAAAGAUGCUGCAGAAGACUCCGCUACGGACUCCGAGACGGAAACACAAACCGAUACUGAGACCGAGACGGCGGCCACCGACACCGAUCCGGAGAUCGAGAUCGAGCCCGAGUCGGACGAAAAAAAAAGUUCAGACGGUACUUUCUUCGAAAAGGGCCGUUCUUGCAUUGAGAAGACCGUUCAGAACUCUUCGCACUUCUGGCCGUCGAGUCAAGGGCAAUGCAUGUCCGUCCGAAUCUCCGGGUAA